Messenger RNA from Talaromyces amestolkiae, 912 nucleotides. RefSeq lists its product as uncharacterized. Gene Ontology annotation, molecular function: hydrolase activity. Lineage: Eukaryota; Fungi; Ascomycota; Eurotiomycetes; Eurotiales; Trichocomaceae. The record is from RefSeq and is a predicted model, not a curated record. Bases 1 to 912 code for a protein of 303 amino acids. The transcript is spliced from 3 exons.
AUGUUCUUCAUCCGAGCUCUUCGCAUUAUCAAGGAUUCCCUCUUCGCUCGGAAUCUCCCUUUACGCACCCGCUUUAAUCUCCUUCUCCUGCAACCCAUCACCUUACUCACAUAUACCAUCGAAUGGGUCAUCUCACGCAAGUUCCCCCACUCUCACGAAAUCCAAAUACCGCUGAAAAGAGUGCCUGGUCAUACUGUUCGUGCCGUCGUCUACAUCCCCAAAUCUGCCUUGACUCAGUCUGGAAAGAAAGUUCCACUACAUCUAAACAUUCACGGCGGCGCAUUUCUCGGUGGUUUGCCAGAGGGAAACGCACGUUUCUGCGCUGAAUUGGCUCAUAAAUCGGGCGCAGUUGUGGUAUCGACAUCGUACCGCUAUGCGCCUGUACACACCUUUCCGGAUGCGCACGAAGAUGUGCAAGAUGUAGCGGAGUACUUGACUCAGAAUGCCGAGAAGCUUUGGAAUGCAGACCCUCGUCUCCUAACUGUUAGCGGUUUUUCUGUCGGUGGGAAUCUGGCACUUGCUGUUGCACAGGGAUUGGCGGGGACAGAGUUUGAGGUUAGGGGAUCGGCGACAUUUUAUGCGGUGGUUGACUUCCGCCUCCCACCAUGGCGCAAACCCAAACCUCCCGGUCACCCAGAAAAAGACCCAUUGGCUUUUCUACAGCCGCUUUUCGAUGCCUAUGCAGGACCAAACCGUGUGCGGGACAUUCAUAAUUCCUUAUUGCAUCCAACAUUGGCAGGUAUCAGCACUCUGCCACAGAACAUGCUCUUUAUCGUUGGAGGGGCGGAUAUCCUGCGAGACGAGACGACAAUGCCAUCUUUCGCUAUUAAUGUUAAUACCCGGACGAAAGCCUUUAGUGAUGCUAUUGAGUUUUUGCGGAACGUUCAUCAGGCAUACGGGUUCUCUUCAUAA